Messenger RNA from Labrus mixtus (cuckoo wrasse), 12261 nucleotides. RefSeq names its product SMG1 nonsense mediated mRNA decay associated PI3K related kinase (gene smg1). The record is from RefSeq and is a predicted model, not a curated record. Lineage: Eukaryota; Metazoa; Chordata; Actinopteri; Labriformes; Labridae. Gene Ontology annotation, biological process: nuclear-transcribed mRNA catabolic process, nonsense-mediated decay; phosphorylation. Gene Ontology annotation, cellular component: nucleus. Bases 153 to 11114 code for a protein of 3653 amino acids. The transcript has 64 exons. Gene Ontology annotation, molecular function: protein binding; protein serine/threonine kinase activity.
AAGAAGUAGCUCCACCGUAGGCUAGCUUUACGAGGAGUUUCCAGUUGUUAGCUGAUUUGAGAGGCUUCAAAACGCAUAACAGUAACAAAAGAAACAUUGGAGAAGAGAUAUUGUCACCGCUGCCAGCGGGUCAUGCAGCUCUCUAAAAGGUAAUGAGCCGUAAAGCCUCGGGGUCUCGGCUCAGCGGCGCCCAGAAACUGCAGCCACACUGGAAUGACUGGCAGUCCAGAUUUGACAGUGUGUCAUCCAGCCAGGACAGAGUAAAGUCCAGAGAGCUUGGUUCUGCAGCGUUGUACGACGUGUUGCCCUCCAGCUGCCCUGACCAACCAGUGGUGCCCAGCGAUGCCUACGCUACUGAAGAUACACACCAGGAAGAGGGUGGAUAUGAAGCUGGUCAAGGCAUCUGUGAUAAUACGUUUGGUUGGAAGUCGAUGGGGCAAGAGUUGAGGUCCGAUGACGUGACAACGGAUUUGACUCCUUUUCAGCAUGGAAACCGUGCUUUAACUUCAAAGGACAUGAAGAAAUUGCAGGACAGAGGAAUGGCUCACUCAGAGGAGUCUCGGCUAGCCAACCUCCUGCGCCGUGUCUCCAGGGAAGAUGAUCGUGACCGAAGGCUCGUCACCCUCAAACAGCUUAAAGAAUUCAUCAGCCAUGGGGAGAGCAAAGUGACCUUGGUCAAACAGAUGGACAACAUCCUCAGCACCUUGAAUGACAUUUUGAACGAGAGCAGUAAGCUGCUGUGGGAGUUGCGUCAGGAUGCGGCAGCCUGCCUUGGUCUCCUCUGUACAGUGCUUAGCUAUGAGGCUGAGCGUAUCUUCAAGUGGCUCUUUCUUAAGUUCACUACAAGCAGCCGUGACGAGGUGAAGCUGUUGUACCUGGUUGCAGCACAGCGUGCUUUGGAGGCUGCUGGAGAAAGGAAGGCCUUCUCUCAUGUCAUGCAGCUGGUGAUGAGUAACCUGCAGUCCAUCUUGGAGAAUGUGGACACCCCAGAGCUGCUUUGUCAAAGUGUAAAAUGUAUUCUUCAGAUCGCUCGAUGCUACCCACAUGUCUUCAGCACAAAUUUCAGGGACACAGUGGACAUCUUGGUGGGCUGGCACAUUGACCACACACAGAAGCAUUCAGUCACUCAGCAAGUUUCAUACUGGUUACAGAGUCUGGAACAGUUCUGGGUGGCAGAUCUGACCUUCUCAACCACCCUGCUGGGACAGUUCUUGGAGGAUAUGGAGGCAUAUGCAGAGGAUCUGAAUCAUGUUGUGUCUGGGGAGGUGGUGGACGAAGACAUCCCCCCUCCCUCAGUAUCUUUGCCCAAGCUGGCAGCUCUGCUGAGGGUUUUCGGUACAGUGGUGCGCAGCAUUGGAGAGCGAUUCAACCCCUUCAGAGGACCACCCAUUACUGAGGUCUAUGUCAAUGAUGUUCUGAACCGGGUCCUGGCUUGUGUCACCACAGCCAAACAGGUCCAAUUCUCUGAGGCUGUUCUAACAGCCGGAAAUGAGUGUGUGGGUGUGUUGCUGGCUAGUGUUGAGCCCUGUGGUCAGCUUAUGGAGGCUGUCUUAGCCUAUGGCCUUGACCAACUGGACUGCUGCCGGGCAUGCGGUUCUGACUACAAUCUCGCCGUGCUUAGCCUUCUCACUCUGAUUGUUGACCAGAUCAACACUAAGCUGCCUGUGUCCUUUGUUGAGAAACUGUUGGCACCAGACUCCCAGCUACUGAAGCUGCGCUUCCAUCGAGAGAAAGAGGUGAUGUCAGCUGUUCAUUGCGUGUACCAAGCACUACUAAGCCUGAAAAACAUCCCAACACUGGAGGCAGCUUAUAAAAUGGUAUUGGGUGAGAUAAUGUGUGCCUUGUCCAGCCUGAUGGCAACCCUGGAACCCACUGGUAGGGCCCUGGUACCCCCUGCCACUUGCCCCAGCAUUGAGCACCCUGCUUUUGCCUCCAUCACCCAGCCCCCGGAGAUUGCCCAGUUCAUCCUUAUCUUCAACCUCAGCACCCUCACCACCAUCGGAAAUACAAAGAAUUCUCUUAUUGGGAUGUGGGCGCUGUCUCCUACUGUCUUCGCCCUCCUCAGUCACAAUCUGAUGCUGGUCCACUCUGAGAUAGCAGUCCAUUUCCCUGCCAUCCAGUAUGCUGUACUCUUCACCCUGUACUCCCACUGUACCAGACAUGAUCACUUCAUAUCAUCCAGUCUGUCGUCAUCGUCUCCCUCCUUGUUUGAUGGCGCUGUCAUCAGCACUGUGACCACAGCAACUAAGAAACAUUUCAGCACACUCUUAAGCCUUCUGGGAGGUCUUCUGGUUAAGGAGCACCUGUACUACGAGGCCAGGAGACUGCUGCUGACCUGGGCUCAGGAAAUCUCUGUGCUGAUGAAGAAGUCAGACACCUACUGUCCUCUCUUCUCCCUGCCCUCCUUCCACAAGUUUUGCAGGGGCCUGCUGGCUAAUGCUCUGAAUGAAGAUCAAAGUAUCUGCCUUCAGACUUGCCACAGCUUACAGGUUCUGUCUUCAUCACUGUCCACUGAGCUGUUGCAGAGGUGUGUGGAUGUGUGCAGAGUCCAGCUGGUCCACUCGGCAGUGAGGGUGAGGCAGGCUUAUGGCAAGCUGCUCAGGAUGAUCCCCCUUGAUGUAGCUUUGAGUAAUCACAGCCACCAUAAGAUGAGGGAGAUGUCAAUGGCUAUCCGCAACCAUAUGAGCAGAGCAUCAAGCAGCACAUUCCACCCCCAGGACUUCAGCGAUCUCAUCAGCUUUAUCUUAUAUGGAGUCCUGCACCGCGGAGGCAAGGAUCCCUGGUUGGAGCGUCUAUACUACAGCUGCCAGCGGCUGGAGAAACGGAACGGCCGAGGAGGUGUUGAUGGCAACAGGCAGAAUGUAGUACCACAUGCCCUGUUGAAAACGGAGACAGUUCUGUGGCAGUGGGCAGUGUGGGAGGCUGCACAGUUCACUGUAAUGUCCAAACUCAGAACACCACUGGGCCGAGCCCAAGACACCUUCCAGACCAUUGAAGGUAUGAUCCGGAGUCUGGCUGCCCACAGUCUGAACGCAGAACAGGAUGUUGGCGCUUGGGCUGGUGCUGGGGGUGAUGGGGAUGGUCACCAUUCUAACCAACUUCGUCUUGCUCUGCUUCUUCAGUACCUGGAGAACCUGGAAAAACUCAUGUACAAUGCCUAUGAGGGCUGUGCAAAUGCUCUCACUGCUCCACCAAAGGGCAUCAGGACAUUCUUCUACACCAACCGGCAAACAUGCCAAGACUGGCUGACAAGGAUCCGCCUGGCACUGAUGAGGGUUGGUCUUCUCUCUGGCCAACCUGCAGUUACCAUUCGUCAUGGAUUCGACCUGCUUUCAGAGAUCAAGAACAGCAGCACCCAGGGUCCUGAGCUGGAGGUUCCUUUGACAUUGCUGGUGGAGGCUUUGUGUGAACUGCGCUGUCCUGAAGCCAUCCAGGGCCUGUCAGCCUGGAGUCUCCUUACUACUGGCAGGAGUCUAAGCUGGCUGUCAUCAGUUGCACUACAAGCUGAGGGACGGUUUGAGAAGGCAUCUAUGGAGUAUCAGGAUCAGCUAUCAGCAGUUACAGGGAUGGACUGCAGCAUCAAAAGUCCUGAAUAUUGUCUGCUCAAAUUCUCCAGCAACACAAGUAGUCCCAAACACACCAGCAACGGUGACAUCAAGAAGACAGUGCUACUUAAGUCCAGUGAGUGUCCUCCUGAGGUGAUCAACUUCCUGGCCAACAAAGCGUGCCAGUGCUAUGUGGCACUCUGUGAUUGGGCAUCUGUCAAGGAGUGGCAGGCCACCAUCCAAGCCAUCAAACAGAACUCAACCAAUCCAGUAAGCAUCAACCUAAGUACAGAUUUCAACUACAUCCAGGCUCUUAGCAGCUUUGAAGACGGUGAUCUAGAUGAGUGUGGGGUUCAGCUGGAGCUGCUACCCGGAGAGGACUACAGCUCGCUCUCCAACACCAAAGACAAGCUAGAUCUUAAGAGGCUUCUUCCCUUCAUAAGUCCGGAUCCAACUGAGCUACAGAAGGCCGUUGAAGUGCAGCUUCUCCGUAGCGCUGUUAGUGCCAUGGCGAAAGCCAGUGAACAGCAGCAGCCAAAGACCACAGCCAGUCCAGAUAUAUUGGUGCGUUGCCUGAAGCAGACUGGACGGAUCUGUUUGGGCCCUCUUCGCUUGUCAACCCUCACGCUAUCUGAUGCCCUGCCCAGUCUGCCUACAUUGCAGCUCCACUGUACUGCCACCCUUGAGAACACACUCACCGGACAAGAAGACUGUGUCAUUCCCUUGUCCAGUGAGGCUCUGAGCUCUUGUAAACAACAGGAUGUCCAGCCUUUCCUCCAGGCCCUUAGAUACACCAUGUUCCAGAGGCAACUGCUCCAUAAAGUCAAAGGUUACUCUUCUUCCAUCGAUGGCCACCUAACAGAGCUUUGUCUGACUGCUGUCAAAUUUGCCCGGAAAAAAGGCAACAUUGCUCUGGCAUCCCGCCUGCUCAGCCAGUGCACUGACGAGACACAAGAGGAGGAGCAGCAGGACGAACUGAGCAAAUCCUUGAGGCGUCUCACCCUGAAGGGCACUGUGGGGGAGAAGUGGGGACCAGAGUUGCAGAUGGAAAGAGCCAAAGUCCUAAGAAAUGCAGGCCAGUCCAUGCCAGCCAUGGAGAUGCUGAGCAGAGCUGCUCUGUCCUACUGCCAUGUUGGGAAGAAUGAAGGUGCUGCAUGCCGCUCACUGCUGACACUCUGCAAAUGGCUGUUGGCUGACUGGAAAGACUUGACACCUCAGCUUAAACAGGUGUUAAAGAAGACAGGAGCAGUAAACUCAUCAAAUACAGCAGCCAGCAUGUCACCCCUGACUCAGAUUAUAUCCGCUCUCCUGGAGCUUCCUCUUGAAGUCCAGGGCAUUCCCCAGAUCAGUGCUGAAAUUUCAGUGAGUGUGGGGGUCGGGGAACCAGACUUUGUGUUGGGUCAACUCUACCAGCUCUCUGUCAGCUUGGCUCCAGAGAUGGCCAAGGCCUGGGCAGCCCUGGCCAGCUGGGCCUACCGUUGGGGCAGGAAAGUGGUGGAUAAUGCAAGCCAAGGGGAAGGAUUACCUCUUCUUCCUGGGGAAAAGAAAGAGAUUGAGGAGCUGCUGCCAGCAACUACCAGUGAAAAAGACAAAGACACCAUCUUCAGCAUUCUUGGACAGGCAAUGUGUCGACCUACUGGCAUCCAGGAUGAAGACAUGGCUCUACAGCAGGAAGACGAUGAAGACGACAUGGUAGACUUGAUCUGGCGGCAUCUCACUGGCUCAUGCCCAUGGCUAGUGGAGGCAGGCCAGCUUGUAACAGAUGGUCUAAUACGGGUUUGGAGACGUGUGGUGGGCCGUAUCUUUGGCCUCUACAGGGUGUCCUGCCAAGCCUAUUUUACCUUCCUCAAGCUCAAUGCUGGACAGGUCCCUAUAGAUGAGGAUGACCCUAAACUCCUGCUAUCAUAUCACAACAUCAAACAGAGCAAUGAUGAUUUGAUCGUCAUGGCAACCCUACGUCUUCUACGUCUGUUGGUGAAGCAUGCUGGUGAAUUAAGGGAAAGGCUUGAGCUGGGCUUAGCCUCCACACCAACAGCACCCUGGAGGGGUAUCAUCCCACAGCUUUUUUCACGUCUCAACCAUCCAGAGGCAUACAUUCGACAGAGCAUAUGCAGCCUGCUAUGUCGAGUGGCUCAGGACUCUCCACAUCUCAUCCUCUACCCUGCAAUUGUGGGCUCCCUCUCUCUUGGAGGGGAGGCUCAUAACGCAGGGAGUAAAUUACCUUCAGCUCUGCCCACAUUCUUGGGCAGCAUUCAGGGAGAGGGCCUGGAUGGGGUGGGGGAGGAGCAGCUCGAUAACUGCGGGCAAGUAGGAGCUCCUGAAGAGCUGCCUACCUUCUGCUCCAGUCAGGACCAAGCCAUGAUGCAGGAUUGUUACAGCAAGAUUGUGGAGAAACUAUCCUUUGCAAACCCUACUAUGGUGCUUCAGGUCCAGCAGCUAGUUGGAGAGCUACGCAGAGUGACCCUUCUGUGGGAUGAACUGUGGCUGGGUGUAUUACAACAGCAACACAUGCAUGUCCUGCGUAGGAUCCAACAACUUGAAGAUGAGGUCAAGAGGGUGCAGAACAACAACACACUCCGCAGGGAUGAAAAGAUUGCCAUUAUGCGUGAGAAACACUCUGCCCUUAUGCGUCCAGUAGUUUUUGCCUUGGAUCAUGUCUGCAGCAUUACAGCUGCUCCAGCAGAGACCCCACAUGAAACAUGGUUCCAGAAGACUUAUGGUGAUGCCAUUUCAUCUGCGCUAGAGCGACUUACAAACCCUUCAAACCCUGCCAGUCCUGCCAGCAGCUGGCUCCCCUUCAAGCAGAUCAUGAUGAGCCUGCAACAGCGUGCUCAGAAGCGAGCGAGCUAUCUGCUUCAUCUGGAUGAAAUUAGUCCUCGUUUGGUGUCCAUGAGCACAACAGAGAUGGCUUUGCCAGGCGAAGUAUCAGCAUCAGAUGCUGUCACCAUACAGAGUGUCGGCAACACCAUCACCAUCCUGCCCACUAAGACCAAGCCAAAGAAGCUCUUCUUCCUGGGCUCAGAUGGACGUAACUACCCAUACCUAUUUAAAGGUCUGGAGGAUUUGCAUUUGGAUGAACGCAUCAUGCAGUUUUUGUCUAUUGUCAACACCAUGUUCACCAAGAUCAACCAACAGGAGCAGCCAUGUUUCCAUGCCCGCCACUACUCAGUCACACCUCUUGGAACUCGAUCGGGACUCAUCCAGUGGGUGGAUGGAGCCACGCCGCUCUUUGGCCUGUACAAGCGCUGGCAGCAGAGGGAGGCUGUGCUGCAGGCUCAAAAGGCACAAGACUCAUUCCAACAGCAGCCAGUGCCUCCAGUACCCCGCCCCAGUGAGCUCUACUACAGUCGCAUUGGGCCGGCUCUAAAAGCAGUGGGGCUUAGUCUAGAUGUGACACGACGAGACUGGCCUCUCGGUGUCAUGAAGGAAGUGCUGAAAGAGUUGAUGGAAGCUACUCCUUCCAACCUGUUGGCCAAGGAGCUGUGGUGUUCCUGCACAACACCCAGUGAAUGGUGGGGGGUAACUCAGUCCUACGCCAGAUCCACUGCGGUUAUGUCGAUGGUGGGAUACAUUAUUGGCCUUGGUGACCGUCACCUAGACAAUGUGUUGAUUGACAUGACCACUGGAGAGGUGGUGCACAUCGACUACAAUGUAUGCUUUGAAAAAGGAAAAAGCCUACGUGUGCCAGAGAAGGUCCCAUUCAGGAUGACCCACAACAUUGAGACUGCUCUAGGAGUCACUGGGGUGGAGGGCAUCUUCAGGCUGUCCUGUGAACAGGUGGUUCAGAUGAUGCGCAGGGGCAGAGAGACACUACUGACCCUGCUUGAGGCCUUUGUCUAUGAUCCUCUGGUCGACUGGACUGCUGGGGGGGAGGUGGGCUUCGCUGGUGCAGUUUAUGGAGGAGGAGGCCAACAGGCUGACAGUAAGCAGAGCAAGAGGGAAAUGGAGAGAGAUAUCACACGCUCUCUCUUCUCCUCCAGGGUUGCUGAGAUUAAGGUAAACUGGUUUAAGAAUCGUGACGACAUGCUGACUGUGCUGCCACAAGUGCAGGAGGCUGUUGAGGAGUACUUGGUUCUGCAGGAGCUGCUCUGCCAGGGGGAGAAACUACAAGCAAAGCUGCAGGAGGAGAUGUGCUUCCUGGAGGAAGCAGAGAACCAUCCUGACCAUGUACUCCUUACCCUGGAGCAAAGGUACUCUGAACACACCCAGCUACAGUCACGGCAACUGACGGUGCAGGAGGCGAUUGAAAGCAAGCUGGCUGACCUCGACCAGUGGAUCUCCCAGUACCAGGCAGCAUUCUCAAACCUGGAAGCCACUCAGCUGGCCAGCCUGCUGCAGGACAUCAGCAGCUCUAUAGAUAUGGGUCCUCCUAGCUAUGUGCCAGCUACAGCUUUCCUGCAGAAUGCAGGCCAGGCCCAUUUGAUAAGCCAGUGUGAGAGCUUAGAAGCAGAGAUGAGCUCCUUGCUGCAGCAGCGACGUGGGGCCCUGCGUGGUUGCCUGGAGCAGCUGCACAGCUAUGCUACAGUGGCCUUGCUGUACCCACGGGCCACGCUGCUGCUCCAUCGCACACACCAGUGGAAGACCUGGCUGGAGGAACUUCUGGCAGAUAUGACAGUGGAGCACUGCCAGCACAUCUACAGACAAUAUGAGGUGCUCUUUGCCCCUCAACCUCCUGCAGCCUUCUGCCAGUUCCUGUCCAGUGUGGAGUUGUCUUUGCAGCAUCAACUUGCUGACACCAACGAGUGUGUGAUUCAACAGACGGAGCGACUCAAGGCUGAUGGCACAAAUGUAGCAGCUUGCGAGGAGCAGUUGCAUGAGAUUGAACACUGCAUUACAGUAUUCCUUCGGGAGAAUGCAGAGUCUGGAUCCCUCAGCAUGGCAUGCAUAAUCACCUCUGCUCUCUGCACACUCUGCAGGCGCAACUUGGUAAUGGAGGGAGCAGCAGCUAGUGCUGGAGAGCAGCUGGUAGACCUGACAUCUCGGGAUGGGACAUGGUUUCUGGAAGAGCUCUGUAGUUUGAUUGGAAAUGUCAGUGCCUUAGCAAAUUUGCUACAACGCUGCCCACACCUCACCCAUGACUUGGAGCUACCUGCUCCCUCAGCUACCACCCAGGCUGUGUACCUGGCCAGUGCUGUGUACACCUGCUUGCAGGAACUGAACACUAACUUCCGUCAGAUCAUCUUCCCAGAGGCUCUGCGCUGUAUGGUUAAAGGAGAGCCAACUCUGGAGUCCAUGUUGGCAGAGCUGGAGCAACUUGUGGAACAAGGCUCUGAUGGUCUGGGCCUCCAGAAUUUGGUCGAUAGUCUGCAGGCCACUACAGGCCUGGACCCUGACGGUCACAACCACUGCCUCCACAUAACCAGGAUGCUGCGUGCUCAGUACUCUGAGCUGAUUCAGCCUCGUAGCAUGGAGGGACCAGGCCAGGACACACCAAAAAUGUCUGCAGGUCAAAUGUUGUUGGUGGCCUUUGACGGCAUGUUCACCCAGCUAGAGACUGCCUUUGCGCAGCUCACAGAGAAGCUGAGCUCUCUGGAGAUGCCCUUAGCCUGGAGCAAGGUAGAUGUUCUGAGGGAGGCUGGAGCCACACAGCUCAGCAUCUUUGAUUGCCUGAAUCAGCGGCAGUUGAUGGAGGAUGUAUUCUUCCUCAAGAGACUGCAAACCAUCAGGGAUUUCUUCAGGCUUUGCUCUUCCUUUGCUCAAUCUCUGUCUGGUACACCAGCUGAAGACAUUUUACCUAUAAAUGGACCAGUUGGUUUAGGAAAGCCACUAUACCGGCAUCCCAGCGCAACAGUGUCAGGUGUGACAGUGGCCAGUGAGGAACAGAUGACCCGCCCCAUCAAGGUCUUCACAGCUGACUUUGUUCGUCAAAUGCUCAUGGGUCUGCCCAGCCAAGCCCUUGGUCUGGCUCUUUGCAGCUCACUGUCUGCCAUUUGCCUGGACAUUGUUGCCCAGGUAGAAGCAAAAGACUUUGGUGCUGAAAGCAAGGUGCCUCUGGAAGAGCUUUGUAAAAAGGCAGUGGAGCAGAGCCUGGGAUCAGGCCGGGUCACACAGCUCCUGCUUAACAGAGCCACAGUACUGGCCUCCUCCUAUGACGCCGCCUGGAAAAAAGUAGACCUGUUAAGAAGGAUGGACGCUAACCUGGAGGCUGCCAAGGCCAGCCUGCAGAGAAGCCAGCUGCACGUUGCAAUGUUUCAGUGGCAACAUGAAGAUGUUCUGGGCCCCAGUAGUCCGCCUCUAAGUGUUAGCAUUCCUCCUCGCUCUGUCAUUCUCGGCAACAUGAAGAAAAAGCUGUACAAGCUGAGUCAAGAUGAGGGAGCGAUAGUUGCCAUUCAAGAGAAGCUGGCGUCGCUUGAGGCUAGCAUUGAACAGCGUCUGAAGUGGGCUGGUGGAGCCAACCCGGCACUUGCCCCUGUCCUGCAGGAUUUCGAGAUGACUAUUACGGAUAGACGCGCUAUGGUUGCCAGAGAAAACCAGCGCACCAGCCAGGUCACCUUUUUAUGUUCCACCAUCCUGAACUUUGAAAGCCUUCGGACCCGAUCCCCUGAAGCACUCAACAUGGAUGCAGCGCUGUUUGAUCUGUUGAAACGCUGCCAGCAGACCUGUUCCUAUGCUGCCCAAUUUAAUACCACAGUGUCUCCUCUGGAGCUCCAACUACUUAACAGACUGAGCCCAGUGCUGGACCUGCCAAUAGGAAGUCCUGAUUGGCUGUGCUGUGCCCAGAGGAAGCUGGAAGAGGAGCUGAGUGUUGAGCAAAGGACUCGGGAGGAGCGAGAGCAGCAGCUGGAGUCAUGUGGGGAGACACUGCAGCUACUUGUUGACUCAAUUAAGACCAUUCUUUCCAACCACAAUCGCCAGCUGGCAGAUGUCAAACACUUGCUGAGAGCAAUGGCUAAGGAUGAAGAAGUGGCAUUGGCAGAUGGAGAAGAGGUGGCAUAUGAAGGCAGCGUGCGUCACUUCCUAUUGGAGUACAAAGCAUGGCAGGACAACAUCCAGCUGGUGUUAUUUACUUUGGUUCAAGCCAGUGGGCAGCCUCGCAACCACGAGCAGCUUGAACUUUUGGAGGAGAUUCCAUCUACACUGAAGGAGCUGCAGUCUCAAAGCCAAAGUGUAUACAAUGGCCUGGUGGGCUUUGCCUCUCCCCUGGUGACGGACAGAGACAAUGAAUGUGCCAGUCCUGUUUCUGCAGCACAGACGAGCUUUGCAGCAGCUGUAAGAUGCAGUGGAGUGAAGACCCAGCCUGACUCAAUGUCCCAAAAUGCACGCAAGACUCUGCAACGUAACCUGGGAACCCCCAAUGAUACCCCACCAAGCACUCUGCUGAUGAACAGUAAAGGUCUAAACCCCAGCCCAAAGAGGGCUGUACGAGACCCCAAAACAGGACGAGCUGUCCAGGAGAGAAACUCGUAUGCAGUAAGUGUAUGGAAGAGAGUCAAAGCCAAGCUGGAGGGCAGAGACAUUGAUCCCAACAGGAGGAUGAGCGUUACUGAGCAGGUGGACUUUGUCAUCAAGGAGGCCACCAACAUGGACAACCUGGCCCAGUUAUAUGAAGGCUGGACUGCCUGGGUGUGAAUGCUAUGCUGGUUCAUGUCUAUGAUCCAAAGAAGGCUUGGAGAUCCACCAGAGGUCCAGUGGGUCUGGGGUGUCGCCACAGCAGCACCAGGUUACUCUGGGGGAAGGAAAUGUGAAGCGGAUGCUUAGUCCGCCCUAGCAAUCUCCUGGGGCAGUGACCUUGUGGCACCGCUGCAACCACACUCCCCCAACCAUCGGCGAUUGGGCUAACACUUUGCGUAGUUGGCCAGCUGCCAUGCAUUCCUUUAUGGGGUUUGACAAGGCAAAGCAGUGCUGAUUUCGGGGAAGGGGGUAAGGGGCUUGUUGCCUCUUUACCCUUAACUUGGAUAUACCUUCUCCAUUCAUUUGCAUAGCUCUCUUUCAAGUUGUGCCCAUAAACCCCACUUCAUCCUUUGAGAAAAUCAAACUCCACCUGAAGACAAGAUGAGGCAGGAAGUGAGUGGUUAAUCUCUGAAGCAUACAGCACGAGCUGCGGGUGGGACUUCAUUGGGACCAAAGCUCAGAUGGAUGGUACAUUUACUAUGCCACAACAUUUGUGUUCUCUAAUCUUUUCCUCAAUGGUCAUGUGACUCUGAUUGACCCGUUGGUUGCUCGAUUGGGCAAAAAUGGUGGGAAUGAAGGUUAAACAGUUUUCUUUAGGCUACUUGAAUACCCUAAAAUGAAAUAAAUACAUUGAAAACAAAUAGUCAAACGGUAAUUUGAUUGUUAUGCCUUACAGUUAAGACUGACAGUUCACUGUUGUCAGAUUUCCCAUGUGCUUUUGUGGAAAGAACAAACAUCCUGUUGUAUGAAAUACUUUUGGAAUGCUCAUUUUUAGAGCUUAGAAAAUACAUGCAAAGAGUCACUCAGACACCUGUCUGCUUCUUUUUCUUCUUUGUGUAUCUUUUGUGUGUGUUGUGAUUUGUAAAUUCCAGUCCUUUGUUAGAUAUAGCUAUAGGAGAGUUCUGCCUUAUUUGCCUUGCCUUUCAGAAGAUGUUGCUUGUCUCAUGUAUUCACUCCACAGCCCCUAUCCUUGCAUUUUAUUAUUCUUGACCUUCAAGUUUUACAUUUUUAGUGGGAGACAUUCAUUUUGGGUGAUGGUGUAAAAUGUUAAUUCUUUAUGCUUUUAUUGAAUUUUGUUGUAUGCCAAAUUAAACAUUAAACUAAA